AAAAUAUGUCUCUAUCUUUUAAAAAUAUAGUUUUUCCAGAAGAAUGGCAAGUUCCUCCAAACGAUUAUAUAUUUAUUGAUGAUUGUUAUGAAGAAGCUUUACAAUUUAAUUUAUUUGAAAGGGGUGACGAAAAAAGUUAUACAUGGAUGUACCAUACUAUUAGUUGUUGUGCAUAUUUCUGGUGUAAAUGUUCAAGAUCCGAAAUGAAAUUAAUUGGCCAUCUAAUGUUAUGGACAUUUUUAUUAGAUGAUAUUUUAGAUUCUGAUAAAGUUAAUGAUGCAGAAGCAAUAGAAAUGAUUAAGAGAACAGAGUUUAUCUUCAUUGAAGGUAAAUUACCAGAAAAUCCAACUGAUUUAGAAAAAUACACCUGUUACCUAAGAAAUGAGGGAUUAAAAAUCGCUGGAGAUAGAGAAGAUAUGUUUAACAUGUUUUUAACCAAUUCUAUUCAAUGGAUUUUAUCUAUUAUCCCAUUAAAUAAAUCAAUGGAACAUAAAUUACCACCUCAUUUACAACUUCACGGUUAUUUAAGAAAGCUUAAUGUCGGUGUAGAGCUAUGCCAAGGUUUCACUUAUUUAAUCUUUGCAAAUAAUAAGGUGAAUCCAGCUAUUUUCAAUUCCCCAAGAUAUAAGAAAAUGCUUGAGUGUACAAGUAUGGUAGUCUCCCAUGUCAAUGAUAUGGCAUCCUAUUGUAAAGAAGUUAAGAAUGGUGGAGGUUUCAUCAAUUCACUAUUAAUUUUACAAAAAAGAGCCGAUCCUUUAUCAAUAGAACAUUCUUAUCAGGUAAUUGCAGAACAAACAAACGCUUUUAUUAGAGAUUUUAUAUACCAAGAAAAAAUGUUAUUAGAAAGUAUUUCAGAUGAACAACAGAAUGAAGUAAAAGUAUUUUUAGACCAUAUGAAGUAUUUAAUGAAGGGUAAUUAUCUUUGGUCUGGUACAACUGCACGUUAUGCUUCAAAAUCAUCACCUUUUGUUGAAAUGCAAAAGUCACUUAAUGUCCAUUUAGAUAAUGAAAUAGAUGCCUCCAGUUUAUAAUUUAUUAUUAAUUAAUAAUAAUAGCUUUUAAAAUAAUAAUAAUAAUUAAAUAAAACAAAAUAAAAUUAUAAAUUUAGUUUUUUAGUUUUUUUUAU
Dictyostelium purpureum is the source of this 1126-nucleotide messenger RNA. RefSeq lists its product as uncharacterized. Lineage: Eukaryota; Evosea; Eumycetozoa; Dictyosteliales; Dictyosteliaceae. The transcript is spliced from 3 exons. Bases 6 to 1031 code for a protein of 341 amino acids. Gene Ontology annotation, molecular function: terpene synthase activity. The record is from RefSeq and is a predicted model, not a curated record.